Molecule: messenger RNA, 2245 nt
Organism: Cuscuta epithymum
Lineage: Eukaryota; Viridiplantae; Streptophyta; Magnoliopsida; Solanales; Convolvulaceae
Source: the annotation of a GenBank genome assembly
UUUCAGUCCAAACUAGCAUUUUUAUCCAGCCCGGCCUAACAAUAACAAAAGCCCGAGUAACUGAGUCAUCUAUGGACACCGAGACUUCCGGUCGUCACUUUUCAGCGGUCAGCCGAUAAAGGAGCAUCCAAUCGCCAAGUCGCUGCCCGCCGACCGCCAUAUCGCCGAUGCUUAGCCGCUUGCCGUCUGCCUCUGUGAGCUCCGACCUGCCUACUGUGUACAACGUUCCAGCUAAUCGAGUAAUCGACUAAUCGGCCCUUCUCACCUUCUCAGUCUUGUACUCUUCUGUGGCUUCAGGUAUCAGUGUAUCACGCCUUCACCGCUACAGCCUUUAGGUACAAAGGGCGAACAUGGCACUAAUGGAACAUCUAAGGGAUGAUAGAUACGCGGAGUAUAAAUUUACAGGCAAAACUUGGAAUCUGAAGAUGCAAGUUUUAUCAAGCAAUUUUAAAAUUGGGACUUGAAAAGCCACGACACAUGCUUAGCGGCAUCAAAUUGGUUUGUAAUGGAGAUGGCUGGUUCCUUAGACAAUCGAGCUUUUCAUUGUUGAAGCGGCAGAGUCAUGGCGUCCUUUUCGGGACCCUCUAACCCAUUUCCGUUAGUGCUCAAUAGUCAACCUGGAAAUCACCCGGUAACCCACUUGGCUGCACCUAUUCCCGCAUUGAUACACAAUAGAAACCCAUCAGUAGCCAAUCAACGAGAUGCAGGGGACAGGGUGGUUCCCCAAAGAAGAACCGGCAUCACCAGAACAGUGGAGGAAGAUGCCAGAGGGAAAGAUGAAGUCAACAGGAAGGUAGCUUCACAGAAAGCAAUUUCCAUAAUUAUGAGGAGAGAGGCCAUGAAAGCAGUAAUCGAGAAGAAAAAGGGCAGCUCCAAGAAGCUACUUCCCAACGACAUUCUCGAAGCUCUUCACGAACGCAUCACUGCUUUGCGCUGGGAAUCCGCUCUUAAGAUCUUUGAACUCCUUCGCGAGCAGCUAUGGUACAAGCCGAAUGCUGGUGUGUAUAUCAAACUAAUUGUAAUGCUUGGAAAAUGUAAGCAACCUGAGAAAGCUCAAUCCUUGUUUCAGAUGAUGAUUGAUGAAGGCUGUGUUGUGAAUCAAGAAGCUUAUACUGCUCUAUUGUCUGCAUACAGCCGUACUGCCCUUUUCAAUGAUGCUUUUUCACUCCUUGAAGAGAUGAAGAGCACUCCUAAUUGUCAACCUGAUGUCUUCACAUAUACCGUUCUCAUAAAAUCGUACCUGCAUGUUUAUGACUUUGGUAAAGUAAGAGUUCUCCUUUCGGAAAUGGAGAAUGAGGGGAUCAAGCCCAAUACAGUUACAUAUAAUAUUCUCAUUGAUGCUUACGGCAGAGCAAAAAGGUUCGCUGAGAUGGAAUCUGUACUUGUGAAAAUGCUUCAGAGGAGAGACUGUUCUCCAGAUGAGUGGACCAUGAACUCUUCAUUGAGAGCAUACGGUGGUAGCGGGCAGAUAGAAAUGAUGGAGAGCUGCUAUGAAAAGUUCCAAUGUGCUGGGAUUGAACCCACUAUCAAGACUUUCAACAUCCUUUUAGAUUCAUAUGGAAAAACUGGAAAUUAUGACAAAAUGAGUUCUGUUAUGGAAUACAUGCAGAAGUACCAUUUCUCAUGGACUAGAGUUACCUAUAAUAUCAUAAUAGAUGCAUUUGGGAGGGCCGGAGAUUUGAAACAGAUGGAAUUUCUUUUCCGGCUUAUGCAGUCCGAGAGGAUCAAACCAGACAGGGUCACACUUUGUUCGCUGGUUCGAGCGUAUGGGCAAGCCGGGAAUGCUGAAAAAAUUGGAGGUGUUCUGAAAUUUGCUGAUAAUGCAGAAAUUACACUGGACACUGUUUUUUUUAACUGCCUGAUGGAUGCAUAUGGGAUGAUGGAAUGCUUCGCGGAGAUGAAAGAAGUGCUUGAACUUAUGCAGAGCAAAGGAUGUAAGCCUGAUAGAGUAACAUAUAGAACCAUGAUUAAAGCGUACUCGAUUGGUGGGAUGACUAGUAAAGCGAAGGAGUUCAAGAACCAACUUGCGUCAUUGGAAGAGAAUCAACCCGGCCAGAAAAUGUUCAAAGUAAAGUAAGGCUUUUCACAUAAUUGACAUGGCCUUUUGCUUGUACAUUCUUUACACUCUUCAUGUUUUGUUAUCAACUCUGGCAUCAUUUCCUCGAUUGUUAUAUUCCAAACUCUUCUAGUGUAAAUAAACUCUUCCAGGAACUCGAGUUUAUCAGUUAACCAACAAAUUGUCUCG